This is a messenger RNA of Condylura cristata (star-nosed mole), 1004 nucleotides long. It is a transcript of the gene FAIM, whose product is annotated as Fas apoptotic inhibitory molecule. The transcript is spliced from 5 exons. NCBI's taxonomy places the organism in Eukaryota, Metazoa, Chordata, Mammalia, Eulipotyphla, Talpidae. The coding region runs from base 102 to 734 and encodes 210 amino acids. The record is from RefSeq and is a predicted model, not a curated record. Gene Ontology annotation, biological process: positive regulation of neurogenesis; negative regulation of extrinsic apoptotic signaling pathway via death domain receptors; canonical NF-kappaB signal transduction.
AGAAAUGAAUUGCAAAGUUUAAAAAACCCUUUGCAGAUAUCAUCUUUGUUGCUCUCAACCUUCCUUUGCUGCAAUUCUGCUCUUUUCUUUCCUGCCUGCUAAUGGGAUUAAAGACUGUUUUGCUAACCAUGGCAUCUGGAGAUGACAGUCCUAUCUUUGAAGAUGACGAAAGCCCUCCUUAUAACUUGGAAAAAAUGACUGAUCUUGUAGCUGUUUGGGAUGUUGCUUUAAGUGAUGGAGUCCAUAAAAUUGAAUUUGAACAUGGAACCACAUCAGGCAAAAGAGUGGUAUAUAUUGAUGGGAAGGAAGAGAUAAGAAGAGAAUGGAUGUUCAAAUUAGUAGGCAAAGAAACCUUCUGUGUGGGAGCUGCGAAGACAAAAGCAACUAUAAAAAUAGAUGCUGUCAGUGGUUUUGCUUAUGAAUAUACCCUGGAAAUUAAUGGGAAAAGCCUCAAGAAGUAUAUGGAGAACAGAUCAAAAACCACCAAUACCUGGAUAUUACGCUUGGAUGGUGAAGACAUUAGAGUUGUGUUGGAAAAAGACACAAUGGAUGUUUGGUGCAAUGGUAAAAAAAUGGAGACAGCAGGUGAGUUUGUUGAUGACGGAACUGAAACUCACUUCAGUAUUGGCAACCAUGACUGUUACAUAAAGGCUGUCAGUAGUGGGAAGAGGAAAGAAGGGAUUAUUCAUACGCUCAUUGUGGAUAAUAGAGAAAUCCCGGAGAUUCUUGAAUGAAUGUUAAUCUUACUAAGUAAAGAUCAGGUCUUUAAAUUAAUGCAGUAAUUAAGAGUAUGUAUGUACUUCUCAGUACAGUUAGUAUGCCAUGAGUUUUAUUUUUUAGUUUCUCAAUGCUAAUGUUCCAAAGGGGUCAGGAAAAAAAUUAUGUACAGUCAUACAAAUUGCAAUUUAUUUUGUAAAUAAUGUAAAAUGUUCUAAAGCCAAAUGGAAAAUAUGGACCAAAAAUACUAAUGUUUUACAUGAAGAGCUUUUACUAUAAUAAAUACU